This is a messenger RNA of Ornithorhynchus anatinus (platypus), 5767 nucleotides long. RefSeq names its product zinc finger protein 106 (gene ZNF106). Gene Ontology annotation, cellular component: cytosol; membrane. NCBI's taxonomy places the organism in Eukaryota, Metazoa, Chordata, Mammalia, Monotremata, Ornithorhynchidae. Bases 110 to 5470 code for a protein of 1786 amino acids. Gene Ontology annotation, molecular function: RNA binding; SH3 domain binding. The record is from RefSeq and is a predicted model, not a curated record. The transcript has 24 exons.
GGCGGCCUCGGCCUCCCCCCCCCGCACCGGCCCCGCACCACCCGAGGCCCGAUGGAGUGAGGGGAGCCGAGCCCCAGUGCAUGGCGAAUGCGCCUCCAAGCCGGUCACUAUGGUACGGGAACGAAAAUGCAUAUUGUGCCACAUCGUAUACAGCUCAAAAAAGGAGAUGGAUGAACACAUGAGGAGCAUGCUGCACCACAGAGAGCUCGAGAACCUGAAAGGAAGGGACAGUAACCAUGAGUGCCGGGUGUGCCGGGUCACGGUGGUCGGCCUGUCGGCCUACGCCAAGCACAUUUCCGGCCAGCUGCACAAGGACGGCGUGGACGCCCUGGAACGGGAGGAAGAGGAACGUAAAGAGGAAGACGAGGACGACGGGGAGGAGGAGGAAGAGUACUUCGACAAGGAGCUCGUCCAGCUAAUAAAGCAGAGGAAGACGCAGAGCCGGCAAGAAGCGGCUUCCUCGGCCGGCCCGGAGCUGAACCCCGAUGAGAGACGGCCCCAGUGGCGGAGAGAAGAGCGCGCCUCGUACCAGGACCGGGAUGACUACGACCAGCCCGCCUGGCAGCACCGGGGACCCGCCCCGUGGGACCGGAAGUGGGAGGACGGCUUCGGGGCCGCUUGGAAAGGCGGCUUUCCCCACCCGCCGAGGAGCGGGAGCGGGCCGAGGGGCCGCCCCGGGCCGCCGUGGCACAAGGGGCCCGCGGGGCCCCCGGGCUGGUUCCACGGCCACGGCGGUGCCGGCGGGGCCCGGCACCCGCCCGGGGGCUCGUCGGAUUGGUCCCGAGGUGGGCCGGGAAGGAACCCCAACUGGCACCCCGAAGGAGCGGGAGGCUUUCCCCCUUGGCAUUUGAACGGCGCCAAGGGGAACUGGAAGGCCGGCCCCCGGAGCGGAAAGAGUUGGAAUUACCGCGGCGGCCCGGGAGACAAGUUCCAGCCGGGGAGGAACAGGAGUUCGAACUGCCAGGCGGAAGACGGGAGCCCCGCGUGGAACAAGAAAUUAAGCAAAGCGAGUAAAUACCCCUCGGAGAGGUACAGCUGGCCGCGGCAAGACGCCGGCGACAGGCACCCCGCCGAGGGGCCGCCCGACUUCGCCACCGCACCCCCGGAGGGCCGGACCCCGACGCGGGCGGAGAGCCCGGCCCCCCGGGGCGGCGGGAGGAGCGGCGGAGGGGGCCGGGAGAGACCGCACCGCUGGAGCCCCUACCCGUCCCAGAAGACCCCGGAGCCCGCCGCCGGCCUCAGGGAGCCGGGGGCCGAGAGGUCGGAGCCCAGCGACCCCCGCCCCUUCCAGUCCCGCCCCGUCGCCACCAGGAUGCCGAGAGAACCCAAAGCCGACGGCCCCGAGGGCGGCCGGGAGCCGGCCCCGUCGGCCGGCCCCCGGCCCGGGGGGCGGCCCGACGGGGAGAGGGUUCCGAGCGCCAAGAUGCCGUCGCUCAAGUCCCCCCUCCUUCCGGGCCCCAAGCCGGGGCCCCCGAAGCCAGAUCCCAAGACCCCCUCGACCCCCCGACCGCCGUCUCCCCCGCCGGGAGAGUGUCGGCGGCGGCCGAGCGAUCCCGGCCCCGGGGGCGGCCGGGCCGCCUCCCGCCACGUCUCCAAGCUGCGCGGCUCCUGCUCCCGGCCCCCGCGGGGACACGAGGAAGGGCCGGAUGGGGCCCGGCGGGAGCCCGGCGACGGCCUGAGCGAGGCGCUGCGGAGAGCCAAGGAGGUGCUGCGCCGCAGCUCACCGCCGCGGGGCCCCCGGGCCCGGCCCCCGGACGACGGCGACGGAGAGCCCUCCGACGCCGAGAGGUCCGGCGCGGGGGCGCACGGCGGCGCCGCCUCCGAGGGGGGCUCCCGGCCGGCCCGGAGGGAGGCCGGGUCCCCGGGGGAUCCCGCGCCGGGCCCGGCCGGCCCGCGGCCCGCCCCGCCGCCGGAGCCCGAGGCCUCCGUGGCCGGCGGCGGGGAGGACGAUCCGGCCGGGCCGAGCGGGGCCUCGGAGCCGGAGGCCUUCGGGGAGGGCGGGGCCGGCCAGGCCCCGGGCCCGCUCCUGCCGGAGCUGAGCAGGCUGGGCUUCCCGGCCUCCCUGCAGCGGGACCUGACGCGGCACAUCAGCUCCAAGAGCAAAGCCGGCGCCCACCUCCCCGAGCCGAACCUCAACAGCGCCCGGCGCAUCCGCAACGUGAGCGGCCACCGGCGCGGCGAGGCGGAGAAGGAGUCGGGCCUCAAGCCCACCCUGCGCCAGAUCCUCAGCGCCUCCCGGCGCAACGUCAACUGGGAUCAGGUCAUCCAGCAGGUCUCCAAGAAGAAGCAGGAGCUGGGCAAGGGCCUCCCCAGAUUUGGCAUCGAGAUGGUCCCCCUGGUGCAGAAUGAACAGGAGGGGCUGGACCUGGACGAGGAGCCCGACCCGUCCAGCCUGGAGGGCUUCCAGUGGGAAGGGAUCUCCGUCCCGGCGGCCCCCAGCCCGGGGAGGAAGCGCAGCCUCUCCGAGAGCAGCGUCGCCGUGGACGGGGCCUCGCCCGUCUUCGGUUUCUUCGGCGAGCAGGCUUCCGGCAAGGAGAACGAGCCGCGGCCGGGGGUCCCGGCCGCCCGCUCGCCGCGGGCCCCCCAGGGCCAGAAGGCUAGCGGCGGCCCGCGGGUCGGCCCCGAGCGGGAGGAGGCCCCCCCGGCCGCCGAGACGGCGGACGGCGCGGACGGCCGGAGGCGGCGGGGCGUCCGGGCCGCGCCGCCGGCCACCGGAGACGGGGACCCGGGCCGCCGGGAGGGGCCCGCCCCGGAGAGCAACGGGGAAGGGAACCGACCGUCCUCCUCGUCCACCCCGGCCGCCUCCAGCCUGGCGGACGCGGCCACCGACAGCAGCUGCACCUCCGGGGCCGAGCAGAACGACGUCCAGGGGCUCCGGAAGAAGCGGAGAGCCACGGGCGAUGGCUCUUCUCCUGAAAUUCCAAGCCCUGAGAGGAAGAACAAAAGAAGGAAAAUUAAAGGCAAGAAAGAGCGCUCGCAGGUAGACCGGUUGCUGAACGUCUCCCUGCGAGAGGAGGAGCUGAGCAAGUCCCUGCAGUGCACGGACAGCAGCCUCCUGCAGGCCCGGGCUGCCCUGCAGGCCGCGUACGUCGAAGUUCAGCGUCUGCUCGUGCUGAAGCAACAGAUAACCAUGGAGAUGAGCGCGCUGAGGACCCACCGGAUCCAGAUUCUCCAAGGGUUGCAAGAAACCUACGAGCCUCCCGGCCAGGUCGCUCAGGGCCCCGGCCCCGCCCCGGGCGAACGCAGGAACGGCAGGUCUCAGGCCGCCGCCGCCGGGCCCCCUUUCCCCGCUUUCCCGGAUACGCCCUCUCCCCACCUGGCCCCGGGGGCCCCAGCCCAGGACAGCCCCCCGCCGGCGCCCCACACGCCCGCUCCAGACUCCUCGGUGCAGGUCAAGCAGGAGCCCGUAUCUCCCAGUCAAGGAGACGAGGACGGCACCGCCGGGCCCCGGGACGCGGUCCCCGCCGCCUCCGAGGGAUCCCCGCCGGCCCGCAGACAGCCGAGCGACCACGCCGCGUUCCCCGUCGUCACGGCCACGCCGUCCCUGGCCGAGCUGACCGAGAGCUUCCGGCAGGCCAGUCGGCAGCUCGGGUUGCCGGCGGGGCGGCCGGACCGGCCGCCGCCCUCCCCGGCGAGCCCCGGGCGUCCCCGCGUCAAAAACGAGGGCCGGCCGCCCGCCGCCGGCCCCUCGGCGGGGGAGCCCCGCGGCGGCUCUCCGCCCGCCGGCGCGGCCCCCCCGCCGGGGAAGGAGCCCCGGCGGCCCGGCCCGGGGGCCGAGACCGCCCCGGCCCGCGCCGAGGGCAGGGCGGGCAAGAAGAAGAAGAAGCUGAGGAAGAAGAAGACCCUCCGGGCCGCCCGCGUGCCCGAGAACAGCGACACGGAGCAGGACGUGGCCGCCGCCAAGCCCGCCAGGAAGCUCAAGGCCGGGAAGGGCCCCAAGGGGGCGAAGGUCACGACGUCCACCCUGCCGCGGCGGGCGGGCGGGCGGGCCGGCCCGCCGGGCGAGGAGGGGGACGGGGGCGGGCCGGGCAAGGACGACUCCGACAGCGACUCCUCCCUGGAGGUGCUGGAGAUCCACACCCCGCAGGGCGAGGUGGUGGCCGUCGACUCGUCCGACCCGGGGGACGGGAAGCCCGACGGCCCCUCGAGAAGGGACCCCUCGGCGGCCCCCGGGGUCCCCUUCCCGCAGGCCUGCGACGAGGUCAGCUCCACCAGCGAGAUCGGGGCGGCGGACGGGGACGCCGUCCGCAGGAGCGUGGCCGAGACUCAGACCUCCAUCUCUUCCCUCAGGGGAUCCGAGACCCCUUCAGCUUCCGAGUGUAAAUCGGAGGGCCCGCACUACAGCACAGAGAUGUCCUCGGAGCCCGGGGAGGACGAGGAGCCCACCGAGGGGAGCUUCGAGGGGCACCGGGCGGCGGUGAACGCCAUCCAGAUCUUCGGGAACCUCCUGUACACGUGUUCGGCCGAUAAGACCGUCCGCGCCUACAACCUGGUGAACAGGAAGUGCGUGGGCGUCUUCGAGGGACACACCUCCAAAGUGAACUGCCUCCUGGUGGCUCAGACCAACGGGAAGAACUGUGCCCUGUACACGGGCUCCAGCGACCACAGCGUCCACUGCUACAGCCUCGAGACCCGCCUGUGCCUGGAGCAGCUGCAGCUGGAGGAUCGAGUGCUCUGCCUCCACGGUCGCUGGCGGACCCUGUACGCCGGGCUGGCCGACGGCACCGUGGUCACGUUCGGCUUAAAGAACAACAAGCGGCUGGACGUGUUCGAGUGCCACGGGCCCCGGGCGGUCAGCUGCCUGGCCACGGCUCAGGAGGGGGCGCGCCGGCUGCUCGUGGUCGGCUCCUACGACUGCACCAUCAGCGUGCGAGACGCCCGCAACGGCCUCCUCCUGCGGACCCUGGAGGGACACAGCAAGACCGUCCUCUGCAUGAAGGUGGUGAACGACCUCGUGUUCAGUGGCUCCAGCGACCAGUCCGUCCACGCCCACAACAUCCACACUGGGGAGCUGGUGCGCAUCUACAAGGGCCACAACCACGCGGUGACCGUGGUCAACAUCCUCGGAAAGGUGAUGGUCACCGCCUGCCUGGACAAGUUGGUUCGGGUCUACGAGCUUCAGUCCCAUGACCGGCUGCAGGUGUACGGGGGGCACAAGGACAUGAUCAUGUGCAUGACCAUCCACAAGAGCAUGAUCUACACCGGCUGCUACGACGGGCACAUCCAGGCCGUGCGGCUCAACCUGAUGCAGAAUCACCGCUGCUGGUGGCACGGCUGCUCCCUGAUCUUCGGCGUGGUGGACCACCUGAAGCAGCACCUGCUCACGGACCACACCAACCCCAACUUCCAGACCCUGAAGUGCCGCUGGAAGAGCUGCGACGCCUUCUUCGCGGCCAGGAAGGGAUCCAAGCAGGACGCCGUGGGCCACAUGGAACGCCACGCCGAGGACGACAGCAGGAUCGAUUCCUGAGGUUUUCGCCUCCCACGUUGGGAGGUCAUCUCCGAGACCGCGGCCCGGCCGCUCUCCUCUUCCGUUCCCUUCUCCCCGGGGGGGGGCCGCCCGGGCCCGCGCGCGGGCCCCGCGACGAGGGGGCCGGGCGGCUCCGAGGCUAGAGGUCCCCCUCCGUCGCCCGGCCCGGGGGUCGUCGAGCUUCUCUAAGGCCCGGCUGGCUUUCGUUACGGCACGGGAGCUUCGCGAGCCCCCGGCCCCGCCGGGUUCCAUUUCGUCUGUUUCAGUUUUUAAUCAUUAAAGCGGGGAAGACCCUAA